Parnassius mnemosyne (clouded apollo) is the source of this 609-nucleotide messenger RNA. The record is from the annotation of a GenBank genome assembly. NCBI's taxonomy places the organism in Eukaryota, Metazoa, Arthropoda, Insecta, Lepidoptera, Papilionidae.
AUGCAAUCAGUUUCUAAGGAAAACAAAAACUUCAGAUUUAUUCUUACCGUUAUUGAUACAUUUUCGAAAUACGCUUGGGCUUUUCCAAUUAAGACUAAAAGUAUAGAGGACGCUUCCAUAGUUGAACGAUUUAUUCGAACUUUGAAAUAUAAAUUGUAUAAAGCAUUUAGUUUACAGGGUAAUUAUAACUGGAUAGGCGAUAAUCUUAAUAAUGUUAUUUACGAAUACAAUCACACUUAUCAUCUAACUAUUGGUGAAAUUCCAGCCAGUGUUAAUAAUAAAAGUAAAAAACGAAUACUACAGAGAUACCUUAGAUUGGUGAUAUGUGCGAAUAAGCCAAUACUAAGGUACAUUCGAAAUUGGUCGACAGAAAUAUUUAAAAUUCGAAAAUUACAGAAUACAAUUCCAACCACUUACUUAAUUGAAGAUACAAUUAGAGGUCAACCAAUUUUAGGGGGAUUUUAUGCGCAAGAGCUACAAAAGACCAAAAAUCCAAACAUAUAUUUAGUCGAAAAAGUUUUAAGAAGGAAAGGAAAUAAAGUUUUAGUAAAAUGGCUAGGUUUGUCUUCUAGUGAAAACAGUUGGAUCGAUAAGUCAAAUAUAUUGUAA